GCAUGGCCGCCGGCGCUGCAGCCGCUUUAGCCUUUUUAAAUCAAGAGAGCCGAGCCCGGGCUGGGGGCAUAGGGGGCCUGAGGGUCCCGGCUCCGGUCACAAUGGAUAGUUUCUUCUUCGGUUGUGAGCUCUCCGGCCACACCCGCUCCUUCACUUUCAAGGUUGAGGAAGAGGAUGAUACGGAACACGUGCUGGCCUUGAACAUGCUGUGCCUUACCGAGGGGGCCAAGGACGAGUGUAAUGUGGUGGAAGUUGUAGCCCGAGAUCACGACAACCAGGAGAUCGCAGUUCCUGUGGCCAACCUCAGGCUGUCUUGCCAGCCCAUGCUCAGUCUGGAUGAUUUCCAGCUCCAGCCACCCGUGACCUUCCGCCUAAAGUCGGGUUCUGGUCCUGUGCGGAUCACUGGUCGGCAUCAGAUCGUUUGUAUAAACAAUGACUUUUCUGAAGAGGAAAGUGAGGACAAGGAGAGUGAAGAGGAGGAAGUUAAGAUGUGUGGCAUCCUUCCUGCCAAAAAGCACGGGGGCAGGCCCUAGCCCUCCUUGGUCACAUAGCGGCUUGCUACAGGCGCCCCGCACCAUAUGUUCCUGGACAAGUUUCAAGAACGUUUUUCUCGAUGAAGAGGAUCGUUUGGGAAGAUGGGAGGGAGUUGGGCUGGUGCAAAGAGAGCAAGCAUUCUCCAUCCACGUAUUUCUGCAGCUUCCCUCUUCUGUUGGAGUGGGAUGAUCUUUGAACACCUCUGGACCCACCUGCCCAGAUUGAAAGUUUUGUGAACCCCCAGUUCAAUUCCCAAGAUAGAAAACAAACAAACAAUAAGAUCUGAAGUUCAGAACAACACAUUUUUAACACUUUUUACAUUUUUAGAUAAAUGUCUAAAAUAAAGUGUA
This is a messenger RNA of Psammomys obesus (fat sand rat), 884 nucleotides long. RefSeq names its product nucleophosmin/nucleoplasmin 3 (gene Npm3). Lineage: Eukaryota; Metazoa; Chordata; Mammalia; Rodentia; Muridae. The coding region runs from base 3 to 533 and encodes 176 amino acids. Gene Ontology annotation, molecular function: chromatin binding; histone binding; RNA binding. The record is from RefSeq and is a predicted model, not a curated record. Gene Ontology annotation, cellular component: nucleolus; nucleoplasm; cytoplasm. The transcript has 6 exons. Gene Ontology annotation, biological process: chromatin remodeling.